AAGAAGAAUUACAGAAGCGUGGCGAGGAGCGGAGAGUUGCAGUCUCGGUCGCUCGCUCUCCCUCUCUCUGUGUGUCUAUCUAUCUAUACCCACUCGAUCUUGUUUGAAAAUGGAUUCGCUCGCUGGCAUCAAGCUGUCCUUUGGCUGCUCUCUGUUCGUCAGCUUGUGGGUGUGUGUCGCCGCCGCUCAUCCCCACAAUUGUGACAAUCACCUUGUAUCUGGCCUGCCUCCGUCGGCAUUCAGCUCCUCCUCAGCGUUAUCUGCCAGCCACAGCCCCAGCUUUGCAAAGCUGAACAGGCGAGAUGGUGCAGGUGGAUGGUCUCCACUGGAUUCGAACAAAUACCAAUGGUUACAAAUAGAUCUGGGCGAGAGAACAGAAAUCUCUGCCCUCGCAACCCAAGGUCGAUAUGGGAGUUCAGAUUGGGUGACGAGUUAUGCACUGAUGUUCAGUGACACUGAGAGAAAUUGGAAACAGUACCGGCAAGAAGACAACACUUGGGCUUUCCCAGGAAACUCCAAUGCUGACAGCGUUGUGCACUACAAACUACAGUAUUCCGUCAGAGCCAGGUAUCUUCGCUUUGCGCCUCUCGAGUGGAAUCCUAAUGGUAGAAUAGGACUGAGGGUAGAGGUAUACGGCUGCUCCUACAAGUCGGACGUGGCGGACUUUGACGGCAGAAGCUCCCUGCUCUACAGAUUCAACCAGAAGAGUGUGAGUACCGUCAAAGACAUGAUCUCCCUCAAGUUCAAAACGUUUCAGAGUGAUGGCGUGAUGCUGCAUGGAGAGGGACAAAGGGGAGACUACAUCACACUUGAGCUGAAGGAAAGCAAGCUGUCUUUGGAGAUCAAUUUAGGUGAUACGAAGCUACGAGCCGUCAAUGGUCACACCUCGGUCACCCUGGGGAGCUUGUUGGACGACCAGCACUGGCACUCCAUCACCAUCGAACGGUACAACAAGCAGGUGAAUUUCACCGUGGAUAAGCACACGCAGCACUUCCGGACCAAGGGAGAGUUCGACUACCUGGACAUUGAUUACGAGCUCAGCUUUGGAGGGAUUCCAGUUCCAGGCAAGUCGGUGACCUUCCUAAGGAAGAACUUCCAUGGCUGCAUUGAAAAUCUCUACUACAAUGGAGUGAAUAUUAUUGAUCUUGCCAAGAGACGCAAACCUCAGAUACAUGUUGUGGGCAAUGUGACCUUCUCAUGUGUCAACCCGCACAUCGUUCCAGUCACCUUUGCGACUUCCAGCAGUUACCUCCUGCUGCCCGGCAAGUCUCAAAUGGACGGUCUCUCGGUGAGCUUCCAGUUCCGCACCUGGAACAAGGACGGGCUGCUGCUGUACAAUGAGUUCCACGGCAGGUCGGGAGUGUUGCAGAUCUACAUGCUCAAGGGGAAGCUCAAAAUCACCGUCCACAAGAUGUCGUGGAGCCAGGCUGACAUCAGCACAGGUGUUAAUCUAAAUGAUGGUCUGUGGCACUCUAUCAAUUUGAAUGCCAGAAGAAAUCGUGUUAGCAUCAUAUUGGACAAUAAUGCAACUUCAACCUUUCAUUCAACCAUUCAGAUGCAGAUUUACUCUGGGAGCAGCUAUUAUUUUGGAGGUUGCCCCGAACAAACUGCUGACACUGAUUGUUCAAAUCCCUUUGGUGCGUUUGAAGGCUGCAUGCGACUUAUUCUGAUAGACAACCAAGCAGUGGAUCUCAUUUUAGUACAACAGGGUCUACAGGGGAACUUCACCGACCUAUACAUAGACCUGUGUGGCAUCCAGGACAGGUGUUUGCCAAAUUACUGUGAGCACGGCGGGGAAUGUUCUCAGUCCUGGAACACCUUUCACUGUGACUGCGCAGGGACGGGCUACACUGGAGAAACUUGCCACAGCUCUUUGUAUGAAAAGUCGUGUGAAGCUUACAGACACAGAGGGCAAAUGUCAGACUUCUUCUCCAUUGAUCCCGAUGGAAGCGGUUCACUGAAGCCCCUUCUUGUGUACUGCAACAUGACAGAAGAAAAAACGUGGACAGUAAUUCAGCACAACAACACAGAGCUCACCCAAGUCCAGGGCUCCAGUUCGAGCAAGCCUCAGCUCGUGCACUUGAGCUACACUGCCAACAGGGAACAACUCCAGGCUAUGAUCAACAACAUGGAUUACUGUGAGCAGGAAGUAUCUUACCACUGCCGAAGGUCACGCCUUUUAAACACGCCGGGUGGGAGCCCAUUUACCUGGUGGAUUGGGAGGACCAAUGAGAAACAGACUUACUGGGGAGGUUCAUUGCCGGGAGUUCAGAAAUGUGCUUGUGGAAUGGAGGAGAGUUGCCUGGACAACAAGUACCAGUGUAACUGCGAUGCUGACAAAGAUGAAUGGGCAAACGACACAGGCCUUCUCUCAUACAAAGAUCACUUGCCUCUGACCCAGCUUGUCAUUGGAGACACUAACAGGACACGAUCUGAAGCUGCCUACAGACUCGGCUCGCUCCGUUGCAAUGGAGACAAUAAUUACUGGAACGCCGCCUCAUUCAACACCAAGUCGUCAUAUCUACAUUUCCCCACCUUCCACGGGGAGUUAAGUGCGGACAUUACGUUUUUCUUUAAAACCGCCGCAUCCUCGGGCGUAUUCCUGGAGAAUCUGGGCAUCAAAGACUUCAUCCGGAUUGAACUAAGCACCCCAGUGGAGGUUCUCUUCUCCUUCGACGUGGGCAACGGGCCUUUCAUGGUGGCCGUGAGAUCGCCAACGCAGCUCAACGACAACCAGUGGCAUUACGUUCAUGCCGAGCGGAACAUCAAGGCGGCGUCGCUACGAGUGGACCACCUUCCACGGAAGGCACGAGAGGCGCCGCCCGAAGGCCACAUCCACUUGCAGCUCAACAGCCAGCUCUUUGUAGGUGGGCCGGCCACAAGGCAGAAAGGGUUCAUUGGGUGCAUUCGAGCUUUGCAGAUGAACGGGGUGAACCUUGAUCUGGAAGAACGGGCCAAAAUGACUCCCGGAGUCAGGCCGGGCUGCCCAGGCCACUGCACGAGUUAUGGCAACCUGUGUCACAAUGGAGGGAGAUGCAUAGAGAAAUACAACGGCUAUUCGUGCAACUGCACUCCUUCCGCCUACGAUGGGCCCUUCUGCAAGACAGAGGUUUCUGCCUUCUUUGAGGUCGGGACAUCUCUGAUCUACAACUUUCAGGAGUUUUAUGGGAUUGCCAAGAACUUAAGUGCGCACUUGUCUGCCAUCUACAUGGGCAAAACUAUAUCCACGGAGAAUACAGCUUUCAGUUUCCGAACAACCCAAGCUCCCACUGUCCUCCUCUAUAUUGACACGUACCACGAUGAAUACUUGGCUGUGCUGUUACAGCAAAAUGGGAGCUUGCAGGUCAGAUACAGGCUGGACAGUAACAAACAUCCUGACAUCUUCAGUCUCAACAGUGGAAACCUUGCAGAUGGACUACUCCACAGUGUCAAAAUCGACCAAGAAGGACCAAGUGUCCAUGUUGAGAUUGACCAGUUACAUUCCAUGAGCUACAAACUGUCUUCAGAUACUGCAUUCAAUGGGCUGAAGUCUCUUGUCCUGGGCAAGAUUGUGGAUACUGCCCGUCUUGACCAGGAGAUACUGAACGCAAAUACACAGGGUUUUGUUGGCUGCCUCUCUUCAGUUCAGUUCAAUUGGAUCGCACCACUAAAGGUGGGACUACGGCACUUCACCUCUGCCCCAGUGACCAUUAAAGGGGACCUGGUCGAAUCUGACUGCCAAUCUUCAAUGAUGACGGAACCAAUAGCUGUGACCACGGCACUUUCAUUUGCAGAUAACUCCAAGCCCACUGAGGAGGAAGCACCAUUGCAAAAGGCAGUCAGAAGUGAUUCCGCAGUUAUUGGAGGUGUGAUAGCCAUCGUGAUUUUCGUCAUCCUCUGCAUCAUUGCCAUCACGGGCCGCCUGCUGUAUCAGAACAAAGGCACCUAUCGAAAUAACGAAGCCAAACGGACGGAGUACGCUGAGGCUCCAGACGUGGCGAUGAGGAGCAAGGCCAAUUACCAGGACGCCGUUAGCGAUGGCAAGAAGGAGUAUUUCAUCUGACAGCGACACAGGCCCUCCUUGUCCACGACGACAGAUUAUUUAUACCAACAGCUUGGGAUUGCUUCCGUGCUCUCUACGAGUUAAGCUCCAAGACACUGCAGACUAAACAGCCAAAACGUUAGCUCAAAGCACACAGACAGCCUCGGUCUGUCUCCCUGACAGUGCUGGAUAUAACCCUAUUGUUUCCUGCUUAACUAAUUGCCAGCUGACAAGGAGUAGAACGAAGUGUCUACGAGUCUAAGGUUUUCGAGUAACAGUGGCUAUUGUUAAGUGUAGCUACACUCCUUCUCAGAGCGAUGUAAAACAUUCAUAUAAACUUUUAAAUGUAACCUGAUACUCGGUUGAUCCUUACCACAUUCAUUCCCUUAUAUUUUUAAUUGACAGGGUACUACCAUGUUAACUCUGAGGAAGGUGAACUAGUUAAGUGCUGAUUUAAGGUGCAGCCUUCAUUUUUUUGCCGAACGACUAACUUAUUAUUGAUCUGAUGAUCUAUUUUAGAAGAAACCCAAUUAGAUGAAGUAAAAAUGGUUCAUGUUA
Messenger RNA from Leucoraja erinaceus (little skate), 4579 nucleotides. RefSeq names its product contactin-associated protein-like 5. Lineage: Eukaryota; Metazoa; Chordata; Chondrichthyes; Rajiformes; Rajidae. The transcript has 24 exons. The coding region runs from base 110 to 4042 and encodes 1310 amino acids. The record is from RefSeq and is a predicted model, not a curated record.